UGGCCAAAAUGUGGAAGUCAUAGCAUCAAGUGCUCCCGUCCAUUUGUGUGUGGAACUUCUUAAUAUUGUCGAGUACAUUGUAAGUGUAGGUGUGUAAGGCUUGGCUGUUUGAGGAUGACGGAAAGAGAGGAGAGGCGUUUCGCUGAAGUAUCCCGUGAAUCAGUCAAACUGAUGGCGGAGAGCUCAGGGGUUGAGCUCAGCGACGAUGUAGCUGCCCUUCUCGCCGAAGAUGUAUGUUACAGACUCAGGGAGGCCACACAAAGUAGCUCCCAGUUUAUGCGGCACGCCAAAAGACGGAAACUCACAGUGGAGGACUUCAACAGAGCUCUCCGAUGGAGCAAUGUAGACGCUGUAUGCGGCUAUGGAUCUCAAGAGCCUAUGCCUUUCCGCCCAGCCAAAGAGGGGGAGCUCUUUUUUGUUGAGGAUCGAGACGUCAACCUGGUGGAGUUGGCCCUUGCCACUAAUAUACCAAAGGGCUGUGCAGAGACCAUGGUGCGAGUGCAUGUGUCCUACCUGGAUGGAAAGGGCAACCUGGAACAUGGAAAGGAAGGGACAGUGCCCAGUGCUGUCCAGUCAUUGUCCGAAGACCUUCUGAAGUAUUACCACCAGAUCACUCGUGCUAUACUUGGUGAAGACCCACACCUUAUGAAGGUGGCGCUGCUGGAUCUGCAAUCCAACUCCAAGAUUGCUGCUCUUUUGCCAUACUUUGUGUAUGUCAUCAGUGGGGUGAAGUCGGUGAGCCAUGACCUGGAGCAGCUGAACCGGCUGCUCCACAUGGUGCGCAGCCUGGUGCAGAACCCUUACCUGUACCUGGGCUCGUACGUGCGCAGCCUGGUGUCCAGCGUCAUGUACUGCAUCCUGGAGCCCCUGGCUGCCUCCAUUAACCCGCUCAACGACCACUGGACCCUGCGCGACUAUGCUGCCCUGCUGCUCAGCCACAUAUUCUGGACCCACGGGGACCUGGUGAGCGGACUGUACCACCAGAUCCUGCUGUCUCUGCAGAAGGUUCUGUCUGACCCGGUGCGACCCCUCUGCUCCCAUUACGGGGCCGUAGUGGGCCUGCAUGCCCUGGGCUGGAAAGCUGUUGAGAGGGUGCUGUAUCCGCACCUGCCGGCCUACUGGGCCAACCUGCAAGCAGUCCUGGACGAUUACUCUGUCUCAAACGCACAAGUCAAGGCUGAUGGACACAAGGUCUAUGGAGCCAUCCUGGUGGCAGUAGAGCGCUUGCUGAAGAUGAAGGCGCUGAGCCUGUCCCAGCCUGCAGAGGGAGAGGCAGGGAGCCAGCAGGGCAUGAGUGGCGGGUUGCUGGGCUUCAGAGAGAGCUCACCGGGCCUCAGCCCUCCACCAGAGCCACUGGCCGAAGCCGGCCUGGGCAUCGCCAGCCAUCUGCAGGCGGGUGGCGCCGGCUGGCCGUGGGAGGACUGGACGCCUGUGCCCCUGCCAGCCAUGUACAGCGAGCUCUACUCGUUCUUCGGGGACAGCCUGGCCGUGCGGUUCAGCACAGGCCCGGAACUGGGGUCCGGCUCGUCGGCCAGUGCGGCUGCGAGCCAGAGCGGACCGGACGGGCGGAAGGAGCCUGGGGGUGGCGCCGGGGCCGGCGGGGGAGCAGGUGGCAGCGCAGGGAUGGACACGGCGCGGAAGAUGCCCCAGCUGACGGCCAAUCUCAGCAUCAGCCCACGGCAGGACGGAAGCCCUCGGACGGAGCCUGCACCACCCAGUCUGGCCGCAACUGCCCCAGGAAGGUGUCUUGCCCGAUCUUCGUCAUCCUCCUCUUCCUCAGUCCAGCGAUCCCGCUCGUCUUCCUCGCGCCCCGGUCAGCGCUCUGCAGGGCCGUCUCGCGACAUCUUCCCCAAAGCCCGCUUCCCCACGCCGCAGGCCGGAGCCCCCUCCUUCUCCUUUCUCAUUGGUGGACGCCAGAUGGGCCGCCGUUGCCAAGGCCGACGCUUCCAGACAAGCUUCAACCCCCCAGCGGGAAUGUCCACUCUGCCACCACGCGCCUACGCCCACAAACUGCCCGUCAUUGGCCGCGUCAGCAAACCCGUGCGCCGCUGGACAUAUUCCCACUACUCUCUGCACCUGCCUCUUUAAGGGCCACCUGGAAGAGGAGAAUUCUGGGUACCCAGAAGCCCUGGAAAGCUCCUGAUGGCAUGGGGCCAGUCAGAACUGGUAGAUGCAGACCUUGGCAGCAUUAGUGUUCCGGAUUCUGGGUUUUCUCAGUCACAGUUAGUCAGGCUGAUGCAUAAACUUCAUGCUGAACCCAGAUGGGUGGAGUUGUGCAUUAGGCGUUAGAACCUCCAUCCCGACCCUCACACUAAAGCAACACACAAAGCAUAAUGCUAUGUUCCUCCAUAGAGGAAUUUUGAUGCAAUACCGGAUAUAGUAACCCAGACAUCUGUUCUGCAAUGGACCAAAUCUCCAUAAUAGAGUGGAUGAAGUGCACAGGUUUGUAAAGGACCUGAGCAACUGGUGUCUUUGCACAUUUAGUUUUGCUAAUCCUGAAAUAAACAUUUAUACCAUAUUAUGUAUCAAUGCUGAUGUCCAGGAUAUAUUGUAGAAUAAAGUAUGAUCUAUGUCAA
Molecule: messenger RNA, 2576 nt
Organism: Alosa alosa (allis shad)
Lineage: Eukaryota; Metazoa; Chordata; Actinopteri; Clupeiformes; Clupeidae
Gene: taf6l
Product: TAF6-like RNA polymerase II, p300/CBP-associated factor (PCAF)-associated factor
Exons: 12
Coding region: 115-2088 (657 amino acids)
Biological process (GO): transcription initiation at RNA polymerase II promoter; RNA polymerase II preinitiation complex assembly
Cellular component (GO): transcription factor TFIID complex; SLIK (SAGA-like) complex; SAGA complex
Molecular function (GO): RNA polymerase II general transcription initiation factor activity; transcription coactivator activity; protein heterodimerization activity
Source: RefSeq, a predicted model, not a curated record